AUGCGUGAGGACGCCACAAGCUCCAUUAACCUAAGCAGCUCCUACCCUGAAUCCUUCAUCCUGGUGGGCAUCCCAGGGAUGGAGGAAUAUCAUGCCUGGAUGGCCAUCCCUUUCUGCCUGAUGUACGUCUUGGCGCUCCUGGGCAACAUUUCUCUACUGGUCCUCAUUGUGACUGAGCGCAGCCUCCACCAGCCCAUGUAUCUCUUCUUGGCCAUGCUGGCCGUGGCCGACCUGGUCUUGUCGACCUCCACGGUCCCCAAAACCCUCAGUGUCCUCCUGGCAUAUUCCAAGGAGAUCUCCUACACUGCCUGCCUCGCCCAGAUGUUCUUCACCCACGUCAGCUUCAUUGCGGAAUCCACCAUCUUGCUGGCCAUGGCCUUUGAUCGGUAUGUUGCGAUCUGUGACCCGCUGCGGUAUGCGGCUAUCCUCACACCUCUGGUGAUUGCCAAGAUUGGCCUGGCUGCUCUGGUGAGGAGUUUUUGCGUGAUGCUCCCCACCCUCUUCCUCCUGAGAAGGCUCCCGUACUGUGGGCAUAGGGUCAUGCCCCACUCCUACUGUGAGCACAUGGGCAUCGCCCGGAUGGCGUGUGCAGACAUCUCCAUCAACAUCUGGUACGGAUUUGCGACCACCCUCUUGUCUCCAGUCCUAGACCUUGUGCUUAUCACUGUCUCCUAUAUCCUUAUCCUCAAAGCUGUCUUCCGGCUCCCGUCACAGGAUGCCCGCCUUAAGACGAUCGGCACCUGCAGCUCUCACCUCUGCAUCAUACUUCUGUUCUAUACCCCAGCCUUGUUCUCUUUCUUUGCCCAUCGGUUUGACCAUGGCAUCCCGCGGCACGUCCUCAUCCUCUUGGCCAAUGUCUACCAGCUCCUCCCACCCAUGCUCAACCCCAUUGUCUAUGCAGCAAGGACCAAAGUGAUUCGGGAACGGCUGGGCCCCAUGUCAGUGCCAGCUGGAAGGAUGUGCUGA
Molecule: messenger RNA, 966 nt
Organism: Euleptes europaea (tarantolino)
Lineage: Eukaryota; Metazoa; Chordata; Lepidosauria; Squamata; Sphaerodactylidae
Product: olfactory receptor 52B2-like
Exons: 1
Coding region: 1-966 (321 amino acids)
Biological process (GO): G protein-coupled receptor signaling pathway
Cellular component (GO): membrane
Molecular function (GO): G protein-coupled receptor activity; olfactory receptor activity
Source: RefSeq, a predicted model, not a curated record